Molecule: messenger RNA, 1566 nt
Organism: Chanos chanos (milkfish)
Lineage: Eukaryota; Metazoa; Chordata; Actinopteri; Gonorynchiformes; Chanidae
Product: myb-like protein M
Exons: 13
Coding region: 1-1566 (521 amino acids)
Source: RefSeq, a predicted model, not a curated record
AUGGAGAGGCAGGCUACUGUGCCUAGCAACCACGGUCUUCUGCAUGACAAUCCCAUCACAAUCACAAACAACGACAAAUAUUACAGCUUCAGAGAUUACACUUUCAACAACAGUAUCAAAUCCACCGGUCACUACUGUUACAAUGACUUCUCCAACUACUACAAAAAAUCCAACAACUACUACUGUUCCAAGGACUACAGAUCAUUAGCCGCCGGCUGGCACGAUCAAUGUUACAAGCACAACACUUUCAACAACAACAUCGCAAAAUCCAACAACCACUACUGUUCCAACCACCACAGCGCAGCCAACGACAACAACGACUUCUCCAACUACUACACAAAGUGCAACAACAAGCAGUGUACCAGUGCAACAACAAGCACUGCUGCAAGUACUAUAACAACACUAACAACAUCACAAACUGACACAACAACAUCACAAACCACCACAGAGCCACCGGCUGGCACAGUCAAUGUUACAAACACAACACUUUCAUGGAACAACAAUGGAACAACAAGUACUGAACCAAGUACUACAACAACACUAACAACAUCACAAAACAGCACAGGGCCACAAACAAGCCCGCGGGCUUCCAUGAUCAAUGUUACAAGCACAACAACCCCUUCAACAACAACAUCGCCAAAUCCAACAACCACUACUGUUGCAACCACCACAGAGCAGCCAACGACAACAAACAUCACCAAAUCCAUCAACUACCUCAUCAACUGCUACUGCAGUUCCACCAACUACAACACCAGGAACAACACCAUUACCAGCUACUACACUGGAGCCAACUACCACAAGGAUUCUUCCAACUACAACAACACUUUCUCCAACAACAGUAACAACACCAUCACCAACUACUACUUUGCAGCCAACAACAACAACAAAUGUCCCAUCAACACUUACUACAACAACCACUCCACUUAUCGCCACCACGAGCAUAGACACAACAGUAUCACAAACUACCAUAGUUCAACCAGCAACCACAAAUACCCCUACCACAACUAUUUCAACUACAACAGCAUCUACAGAUCCUCCUUCACCAACAGAAGGCUUCCUUAUUCUUCGCUUCCGAAUUCUGAAUCGAGGAUACAGGCGGAUAUACCCCCUGACUUUCCUAAGAUGCAUUGUGAUCAGAUUCUGCUGAAUCGAGGAUACAGGCGGAUAUACCCCCUGACUUUCCUAAGAUGCAUUGUGAUCAGAUUCUGGCCUGGCUCUGUGGGUGUAGAUACUCAGCUGAUCUUCAGAAACCAGACAGUGGUUCCCAACAUAACAGACACUACAGAUUCCCUAAGACAAGCUAUAAACGAAUCCACUGUCUUCCUGAAUAUCAUCCCAUCUAGUAUUACUGCUGAGGAGCGAAAUCUGACCAGCGCAACCUCCAGUCCACAGAUGACAACCACAGCUGCACCAACAACAGUUUCUGCAACCACAGCAUCUAGCAGUGCAUCUGCAACCACAGCGUCCAGCAGUGCAAGGACCAGACCUGAGGGAGUGGUCACUUUCCUUCUUCCUCUCAUACUGAUCUACUUCAUGAUGACGGAGCAAAGACUGCUGUGGAACUAG